Molecule: messenger RNA, 2180 nt
Organism: Cloeon dipterum
Lineage: Eukaryota; Metazoa; Arthropoda; Insecta; Ephemeroptera; Baetidae
Gene: Rip11
Product: Rab11 interacting protein
Exons: 12
Coding region: 155-1789 (544 amino acids)
Biological process (GO): regulated exocytosis
Cellular component (GO): intracellular membrane-bounded organelle
Molecular function (GO): small GTPase binding
Source: RefSeq, a predicted model, not a curated record
AAGAAAAGUAGUGACAGCAACAGUCGAAUCCAAACAGGUGCGUCGGCAACACGCACCAGGUGACUAAUUAUUCGGUUGUUGUGCCGUCAGCAGUGAGUCACCGCCGCACGGACGCAAUCGGGACGCGUCUGGACACCCCGGGACACUAGCAGCCAUGUACAGUCCGACGCACGUUCAGGUCACAGUUCAAAAAGCCAGGGACUUGCUGAUCAAAGGCAAGAAUGGCACCAACGAUGCCUUCGUCACGAUCGCGCUCGGCAAAGAAAAGUACCAGACUUCGGUGAAGGAAAAGGCGGUCGGCGCCGUCGAAUGGCACGAGGAAUGCGAACUCCAAAUCCCGGAGCAAGGCAACACUGCCGAGGUGACGCUGACAGUGCUGCACAGGAGUUUUAUGAGCGUCGACGAGUUUCUCGGCAUGGUGACCAUCCCACUGGCUGACUUUGACGUCUACGAGAGACCACGCAACAGAUGGUUCACCCUGACGAGCAAGCCUGGGCAUCAGAAAAGCAAGCCGAGGGGAGAACUCGAGGUCAAAAUCGGCUUCACCGUGAAGGCAGGAAGCAUGACAGACCUGAGGAAGAAGGAGAAACACAAGUCUUCACUUGGACAGCUCGGACACAUGGCUCAAUCAGUGGGGGGCAGUUUGCUGAGUAUUGGAAGCUCAGGGAAGAGGAAAGGUUUGAAGAACUUUGCCAAAACAAUAGGAGACAAAGUAUCAAAGAAGAAUAAAAGCCGCAGUGACUCCUUCAAAGAGGAGGGAAGUUUGGACAACAACAGAAGUUUUGACUCUCCCUCUUUCCAAAGAAUGACGGGAAGGAACACCGCAGCUGGACAGACCAGAGGUGAAGCUGAUCCUGGUGUCAUCAGUGAAGACGAAGAUGAAUUUGCGUUUGACGAGCUUUCCCACAAGAGUUCGGCCAGUUCCCUAAGCACAAGCAACGCCGUGCCUUCCUCCUACUCCAACACGUCCACGCUGCCAGUCGCCAGCUCCCUGGAGAACCUGGCAGGAGGCGAAUUCCUGAGACAGACCCUAGAAACCCCAGCAGUCGUGGCGCCUGCAAAACCCCCGAGGAAUGUGUCUGAGAAGACCCCUGCUGAUGAGUGGGAUGAAAAGAUCUUCGGUCGAAAAGACAACCUUUCUUUUGGCUCUGGCUCGCUAAAGCGGCGCUCUUGGAAAGAUGAGCUGAGCAGCAAGUCGGUGGACGAGCCUGAGAAGAAACCGCAGCAGGAGGAGAAAAAGUCUCCAUCUCCGAAGAAAUCGUUGGCGCCGCAGCCAAUCGAGAGGGUCGCGUCCAAGAGCAGCUUUAAGGAUGUGAUCAUCGAGACUGAGAAGGAGGAGAAAGAGGCGAAAAAUGAGGAGAAGGCAAAGAAGGAGAUCAACAACAAGGAUCAUAACAAAGAGAAGGACCACAAUAUUUUCACAAGGAAGCUGAAGGGUUUCGGAAAGAAAGAGUCCGACCUGGCGCCUACGAAACCAACAGUCGUGUCUCUAAUCAACGCCAACGCACCUUACGAGAGAAUCAUCAUUGGUGGAGAAAGUGAAAAGCCAAAUCCGAGAAUGGUCGCCACGCGUCUACCCCAAGAGGUGAUGGACAAAUUUAAAGACAAGUCCAGAGAGGAGUUGGUGGAGCUGGUGUGCAACCUGCAGUGUGCUGUGGAGCUGCAGCAGAAGCGCAUCAAAGACAUGGAGGACUACCUAGACGACCUGCUGCUCAGGGUGAUGGAAACUACGCCGCGCAUCCUGCAAAAUCCGUACGUCAAACAGAAAAGUGUUAGCUCGUCAGGGUGAUCGACGGACAGCAGCCAAAACCUUGCUGAUGCCAAAAGUCAAUCUUCAUCACAAUAAUUAAGACUCAAUGAUAGUGUCUUUGCAGCCGACUUAAGGAAUUUUUCUAUUAGAUUUUAAUUGUGAGAGAAUGUCAGAGCUAAGUAACGAGAACUGUACAGUCUGAUUAAUCAAAUGCCUGUUAAUUAGUGGACCAUUCCAAAUAUAUCUUAACUGUAAACCCUCCAAAUUGUGAUCCCUUCCUUGUGUGCUCACACAAAAUGCAUUAUGUAAUUAAUUCCACGAUUCUUGUGGCGUAAAAUGAGUAAUGAAAUAUUAUAUUCUUGACAAUCGCUGUUUUUACAUGAUGUAUGAUAAUUAUUAUAAAAUAAAAUGUUAUUUUUAAAACUGGAAA